AUGUUAAGUCCAAGAAUAUCCACCCCAAAAAUACAGCCCCUGACGCGUCAAGAUGGAGCCAAAAAAGCAAUCAGACACAUCGGCCAGAGAAGACGCCAUAUCUUCACCGAAUGCAACCACAGCAUUGAAGAUCAUCACUGCAUGUAUCCGCCCAAACAUACCGGAAGAAUACUUCGCCAAAAUCCCGCUACGGACACCGUCGUCCGAUUCCAUGGGCUAUGCAACAACUGCGAGGGAAAAAAUUUGAUUCGCAGGGCUAUUGUAUUGGAGACAAAGAGGUUGGUCCAGGGUCAUAUGGUGGGAUUCGUGGACGAGACACAAGUUCGCUCUAUGACUGAACGAUUCGUGAGGUGGGCAAAGAACAAACUCGUCGUGUACUACAAGUACAAGAAGAUGGAACGUGCAAAGACCAUAGAAGACGAACAUGGCGACGAUGAAUGGGACGUGCUGCCAGUGGUGGUCGUGCCUACAGCCUCAAAUCCCUCCAGGAGCGGCGGCUAUCAGUGGGAGGAAGUAUACGUGGAGAUCUCGUCGAGCCCGACUCUGAUCCAUGCGCAAUUCGAUAUUCAGAGACAUGUGUCUGAAUUUGAGCGGAAAUGGAACGAGCCCGUCAGAGGAUCGAGAGGUAGUCGAUGUAGUUUUGCGAAUCCAUCAAGCGAGACGGAUCUCGGUUCGAUAUUUCCGACAUUUCCUCAUGAAAUGUUGCCUGAAGCCGUGAGGGCGCUCGAGGAUCAUUAUCGGUAUGAUGAUCCAGAUUUGCUUGAGACGUUGCCCGUUGCUACUGCGGAGGAUUUCGAUGAGGAACUUUAA
Molecule: messenger RNA, 810 nt
Organism: Talaromyces amestolkiae
Lineage: Eukaryota; Fungi; Ascomycota; Eurotiomycetes; Eurotiales; Trichocomaceae
Exons: 1
Coding region: 1-810 (269 amino acids)
Source: RefSeq, a predicted model, not a curated record